AUGGACGAGAGCAUCGAAUACUCUAAACGUGCUAAAACAGAAGAGAUCUACAGCGUUGGCUACUGCAAAGAGACUGGAAUGGCCAUUGCUGGUGGUGGUGAUGACGCCAUUACGCUUUAUAAGUUUGUGAAUGAUCAUUACGAGAUAAGCGAAGUCAUUGAGGGUUUAGAUGACUCAGUUGUUUUUGUAGCAUUCUUAGCUAAAGAUUUGGCCGUCGCUGUGACUAUGGAUGGUAGUGUGGUCUAUAUUGAACUAAAUUUAGCCGUGUCUAAACCAACCAGUGAGUUGCAGAUCUGUGAUUUACAAAUCGACGUAUCAUAUGUACAUUUGGAUGCAGCAAUGGACUACCUCUAUGUGGGAACGUCUGAUGGGUUAGUGGAAAGAGUUCCAGCUCGAGCUGAUCCACACAUUACUCGUGACCAGAACAAAGUCUACCCCGGCCAUCGCUCAGAUAUUCUUUACAUCAGCACGGAGCAGCAAACCCUGUACACGGGAUCGCACACUCAAGUUCUUCUCUACCACUGUGAAACAGCCCAAAUAAUAGCUCGGUACGAGUCACGGGAACAAGCUGAGAUUACAGUAAUGCGAGUGGUUGGCCAGGGUAAGGUUGUGGCCUUAGGUUUUUCUAAUGGUACUUUAUUGUUAUUAGCAUUAUCAAAUGAUGGCAGCCUAACGGAAAUUUAUCGGCGGGAACAGGCUGAGUCGCAAAAUUCAAUUGAAGCACUGGCUAGUACGGCUACUUCUCUUCUUUAUGGUGGGUUUGCUAAGUCGCUUAAUGUGCUGGAUAUGAGGUAUAAGGCUAUGAAAGAGACGAUGCUUUCUAAUGAGGAGUACAUGUGUGUGGUUAAGAUUAUUCCAGUAACGGACUUUAUUGUGGUGGUGGUAGGAAGUACUGGGACGAUUUACAUUACUGACAUUCGUGAGGCAGGUCGGAUUAUCAAGGAAGUGCCUACGGGGCAAACAGUCUUUGAUGCGGCUCUUCAUGGGCAGUACCUUUGUGUGGCUACAGCCACUGGUGCCGAGUUCAUUGAUCUUUCUAAAUAA
Nematocida homosporus is the source of this 1044-nucleotide messenger RNA. RefSeq lists its product as uncharacterized. Bases 1 to 1044 code for a protein of 347 amino acids. NCBI's taxonomy places the organism in Eukaryota, Fungi, Microsporidia. The transcript has a single exon. Gene Ontology annotation, molecular function: protein binding. The record is from RefSeq and is a predicted model, not a curated record.